Nicotiana tabacum (common tobacco) is the source of this 1771-nucleotide messenger RNA. Lineage: Eukaryota; Viridiplantae; Streptophyta; Magnoliopsida; Solanales; Solanaceae. The record is from RefSeq and is a predicted model, not a curated record.
UUUUCCCGCAUCAUUUAAUGCCUACUUUUAAGAUGGUGUUAUUUCAUGUCAAUUUUUGAAUUGCGAACCUCCCACCGUAUCCUCUCCGUAGAGUUGUAGACAGACUCUGCUAAUAAAGAUUGCCCAGUGAAUGAAUGUGAUGACCUGAUUUUCAGUUAUUUCCCCAAACCCAAAUUCAGAUUGUUUAUACAUUGACCAGAUAUUUAACUCUUUCUUUUCCAGUUUGAGUACUCCACUCUUCACAAUUUCUCACCUUUCACCUCAUUUGAAUCUCUCAGACUAAAGACGUUGCUUGCACGACCUCUGCUUAUAUUAUUAUUAAAAAAAGGAGUCAGCAGAGAAAAGGGUUUUGGAAUUUUUUCGUUGUGCCUGAUGAUCGAGGAUAAGACCAAUUUACCAGUGAGCUCAGUACUUCCUGUUAGAAAAGGCUCAGCUGGAAGAAAACCAGAUAAUAUCAGCAGAGGGAAAUCAAGAGUUUCGACUAACGAGCACAGAGUUCUUUCCUGCUAUCGCAACCCUUUUAUGCAUUCAUCUAAUAAUGGAAGUAUUUCGACUGGAACUGUAGAGAAAGGUCAAGAUAUUCUCCCUCAUUAUCUGAGGGCUUCAGCUGGUUCUUGCCACGACUUGUGUAAAUAUGGAAGGAAACAUUCUUUUGAAGAAGAGUCAAAGUAUCCUCUAUCAAAAAGAACUAACAAACCACCUGCCGAUGAGCCAAUAAAACUUACAUUAAUGGUGAAACGACCAUCUUUGCCUAGGACUCUAGAAAGCGUUGUUGCAAGAAGCAGGAGAAAUAGUGAUGUUAGUCUUAGAAAAGAAAAGAUGGUACCAAAAGCAUCUGCAAUUAAGUCUUUGAAGUCCCAAGCUGGUUUAUCGGCUCCUCUGAAGAACCCAAACAAGAUACAGAAAGAUGGAACCGAUAAAUUGAAUGCUGAAAAGGUAUCAUCUAAGAAAACCAUGCAUUUGGAAACUGAGAAAAAUCUUUUAGAGCCUGAACAGGAUGGUAACAUCAUGUUGUCACUUCAACAGCCAUCAAUUUCAUUUCCCGAAUCAUACUUUCCUUUGUUAUCUAAUGAUGAAGAAAAAGAAGAGGAGAUUGACUGCUCGGAAGAUGUGUACACAUCUUGUGAAGCGUUAAACAAAGCUGAAGUAGAAACUGUAGAUCAGAAAAAGAUCUUUAGCAAGGGCAAUGCAGGUGUUUCCAAAAGUAAUGAUCCUUCAGUUGUGAAACUGAAGUUCAAGAGGGGGAAGGUAAUUGAUGGCAAAGAAAGUUGUAGCAAUCCUAACUCAGGAAAAGUUGUUUUGAGACAUCAAGAUUUGCAGGAGAAGAAAGAUGCUCAGGUUUUGCUCAAUGAUGUGAUUGAAGAGACGGCAAGCAAGCUCGUCGAAAGCAAGAAGAGCAAGGUUAAAGCUUUGGUUGGUGCUUUUGAAACCUUAAUUUCCCUACAAGAGAAUAAGCCUUCUGCACUGACAGUUUCUUGAUUAACAAACAGAAUUUCUAUAAAGCCUGUAGUUACAGAUACCUAUAGAACUAAUUUCAAUGGUAAUGUAUGAUAAUGAGCUUUUCUGACAUGGCUGGGCACUGUUUCUCCAGCUACUGUUUCUGACUAAGUUCUUACCCAUUUCUUAACGGGUAUUUCGGUAUUUUCUUCAAGACUGAAUAAAAUCCAAUGUCUCAGGAUGUUCUAGGAAAAGAAAAUUGAAGCAAGAGUACCAUAUGUCUUCUAAAUAUGUGGUGUUUGAAUGUAAUAUAUAUCUUCUGAGGUUGGAUACU